Molecule: messenger RNA, 2859 nt
Organism: Paramecium tetraurelia
Lineage: Eukaryota; Ciliophora; Oligohymenophorea; Peniculida; Parameciidae
Exons: 9
Biological process (GO): intracellular signal transduction; cyclic nucleotide biosynthetic process
Source: RefSeq, a predicted model, not a curated record
AUGGAUCAAAAUAUUGAAGAAGAAGAGUAGGGAAGAAUUGCUUAAUAGAGAGUAAAAGAUGGUUAAUAGUCGUAGUCUUAUUCAAGAGUGGAUGCAUCUUCUCCGAAUAAGAAAAAUAGUCAAGGUGAAUUGGAUUAGGCAACAAGAACAGUAACUCAUAGAAAAUCAGUUAUUUUGGGAGCCAAAAGCAGUAGAACAAGUUCAGAUAGCAAUCGUGGAUUCAGACAUAAAGUUGAGAUAUUUUUGGAGAGCUUUAAUUAUAUGAUCUUUAUGACAAUUGUAACAGUGUAUGCAUUAUUUGGAGAUGAUGUUCGAGUGUUGGCUACAGAUAAGGAUGGUGAUGAAGUAUUUUGGGUAAUUACCACAAUUUGUAUGAGUCUCUUUUUUAUUGAAAUUGUGCUUGCCUCUAUUUGUAAAGAUGGAUAUUUUAUCGGUUUCUUCUUUUGGUUGGAUUUGUUGUCAACAGUUUCAAUGCUAUUAGACAUUGGAUGGGUUAGUAAUGCAAUAUUUGGAACUAGUGGAGGAGCAGCAUUGAGUGCAGUUUCAUUGGCAAGGGCUGGAAGAGCAUCUAGAGUAGGAACAAGAGCCGGAAGAAUAGUAAGAGUAGUAAGAUUAGUGAGACUAUCAAAAUUGUAUAAACAUGCCAAACAAUCAUUGGAGAAGGAAGCAGAGAAGUUGUUGGCAGAAGAAAUGAAAGAGGAGAAUUUAAUGGAGAAUAACAAUUAAGAUCAAGAACAUCAAAGACAAGAAUAACCAAAUGAUGCCGUUUCUUCUUAAAGAUCUGUUGAAUCAUCUGAAAGAAAUGUUAAACAUUCAGGAAUGAGUGUUGUACAAUAAUAACCAGUUUAGUAGGCUAAUUAAUAAAGAACUUCUAUUAUGAUGUUUAAUGGGGCAUCUAAUAAUAAUUAGAUCAGCCAAGAAAAUGAUCACAGGUUUUAAAGAAGAUAAACCAGGAAAAUUGUUAUGUCUGGUUAAAUUCAAUCACUUACAACUAUUUAAAAAAGAAAAUCCGUUAUUAUGCAAUCUCCAAAUAAAUCAUCACAUCCUCAUUAGUCAGAUGAAGGAGAAAUACGUGAAACCAAUAUAGGUAAAGAAUUGACUGAAUUAACUAAUAAGAGAGUCAUUACUAUUGUCAUGCUCAUAUUGUUUAGUGUCCCUAUAUUGAAUCUCAGUACUUAUGUCGACUAAAAUGUAAGUUUCACCACUGGGUUAUAAGCAAUAUAGUUUUGGGCCAAAGACCCUGAAAUAUAUGAUUAUCUUAUUAAAGACUUUAUCACAUAUCAUGAACCAUUGAGAACUGGAUUAGUAUUUUUUGAAAUCAAUUCUACCAUAUUACAUCCAAAGGAUGACCCUUAUUAAUAUGAAGAUUACAGAACAACUUCAUUGUAAUAUUAUACAACAACAGAUUCUGAAGGCAAGGAUGCAGUAUCUAUAUGUACUACGAUUACAGAUGAUGAAUUAAAUGCUAUUUUAUCAAUAAUCAGAACAAUCUUUGUGUCUAUAGUUCUUUCUGUAGCGGCAGUAUUGUUUAGUAGGGAUGUCUAAGACUUGAUUUUAACACCCGUUGAGAAAAUGUUGGAAACAGUCAAGAAAAUAGCAGAAAAUCCAUUGGUUGCAGCAUAAGAAGAAGAAAAUAAGGCAUUUAUUUAAAUGAUUGAAAAUGAUGAGAAAUUGGAAACAGUUAUCCUAUAGAAAUUAAUUGUUAAGAUUGGAACCUUAUUGGCAUUAGGAUUUGGAGAAGCUGGAUCUCAAAUUAUAGCUUAAAACAUGGGUGCAAAUGCUUCAAUUAAUCCUAUGUUGCCAGGCAAAAAGGUAAUGGCCAUUUUUGGAUUUUGCGAUAUAAGAAACUUUACAGAUGCCACAGAAGUUCUAUAAUAAGAUGUAAUGGUAUUCGUGAAUGAAAUUGCAGAGAUCGUCCAUGGAGUUGUGGAUUAAUUUUCAGGAAGUGCAAAUAAAAACAUAGGUGAUGCAUUUCUUUUAGUUUGGAAAUUUGCUGAAAGUGAUUAUUAUUAGGAUAAGGAUGGCAACUUAACCGAUAUGUCCAUUUUAUCAUUUGUUACUAUUAUUACUAAUGUUACACUUUCGUAAAAGUUAUAAAAGUAUAAAUAACAUGAGGGACUGAAUAACAGAAUCCCUAAUUAUUCGGUUAAAAUGGGAUUUGGAUUACAUGUUGGAUGGGCUAUAGAAGGAGCAAUAGGAUCAGAAUAUAAAAUAGAUGCAUCGUAUUUGAGUCCAAAUGUUAACAUGGCAUCGAGAUUAGAGGCAGCCACUAAACAAUUUGGAUCAAUGAUACUCAUUUCAGGACAACUAAGAAAUGUAGCUACUAAAGUGACCCAAAAGAAUCUAAGACAUAUUGAUAGAGUGACUGUCAAAGGUAGUAUUGAACCUAUGGAUAUUUACACUGUGGAUUUAAAUGUUGAGACUUUAAUUAGAAAAGUUCAUAAAAAGAAGACUGUAGUGGAUUUCAAUAAGAAGGAAAAAUAGAAACAAGUUCAUCUUACAGAAUCAGAGAUAUCUAAAUAAAAAAAAAAGCAGAAGGUCUUGAGAAGAAUGAAAAGAGACAAGUUAAAGUAGGCUGUAUUAAAGAAUCAUGUGGCAAUAUCAGAAACUUGGAUUAAGGACAACAACAUUAAACAAUCUCGUGCUCUGUUUAAUAAAGAAUUUUAUCAUAAAUGGGACAAAGGGUUUUCAUGUUACCUAUCUGGAGAUUGGGAUUAGGCAAAAGCUAUAUUUGAAGAAACUUUAAAUUUUUUACCAAACUACAAAGACGGUCCAAGCAAUACUCUAUUAAGAGUCAUUAAAGAAGAGCCAUACUUAAGAAACAAUUGGAAAGGCUAUAGGGAGCUAACAGAAAAAUGA